AUGGACGAGGAGAUCGACUUUCUUCUGCUCGGCCCUUUCGCAGAAAUUGUCGAAAAGGCUCAGGCUGCCCUCGACACUGCCCAGGAUGUCGACAAUCAGGACAUGGCCAAGGCGGCACAAGCGCUGCUCAAAGAAGGCGAGCGGGCCCGCAAGGCCCUCGAGCCUAUUGCGAAGCGGAAUCUGACGCUCUAUGGCGAGAACUUUGUCACGGCCCUGAGAGAUCAUGAUGGCGUUGCCGAGCACAUUGACGCCCUCAACAGCCUCGUGUACGUCUUUGAUGAUUAUACCGAACCGGACAGCUUCGACGCAGACAAGUUCAAGGAGCUCGGCAAGACGGCGCAGCAGACGACGCUACGUAUCACGCCGAUUCUGCGGCGGAUGAAGCUCGAGGCACCGGCAGCGGCAGCAGCAGUCGUGGCACCUGGUAACUCGACACCUUCGACGCCGCUUGUCCCCCAGUCAUCGCCCUUUUUCAACGCCGGCGUCUCGCGUGUCAACAGUCUCGGCGGCUACAGCGCGACCAGUUACUCCGGCGCACGCAGUCCCGGACCGGACGACGCCUUGGACCUGAGCGAGGGGAGUGGUGCACCGGGUGUCGUUGUUCCCAGCAUGCAACGGUAUGACACGGUUGUGCACGUGCCCGCGGAUGCAGUGCCUCUGCCACAACAGCGCGAGGACGCACCACCGGUCAUGGGCACCCAGGGCGGGCCGGACAUGGGGUGGAACAACGGGCAGCCGCAGCAAGCACAAAACCCAAAAGGGGGCGCGUCUCCCGCGCUAUCAAGACACUCAAUCGCCAGCCCGACCAUGUUGCCCACCAUCCCCGAGCCAGCUCCACCGUCUCCCCCACCACCACCGUCCCUUCCCGAGCCUCCACCACCCGUUCCAGGUGUGAACCCCUGGCAGAUUGGCGAGCGGCCCUCGGUGGACACCAUUGCUGAAGGACAAGAGGGCGAGGAGCAGAGCAAUGGUGGCGUGGGUGAGGGUUCUGGCCAUGACCAGACGGAGGACGGAGAGGUGCCGGAACGGCGGCGGCGCAUCUCGACACGGCCCGACUCGCCCACACUACCGUCACCAAAGGCAGCCACAGCCCCACAGUCGUCCAGCUUUGUGGUCCCACCACCACCGCCUCCAACAUCUUCCUUCCCGCUGCCUAGUUCACCGCAGCAAUAUCCUCGGCGUCUCGACGACGGUGUAGACGCUUGGCAGCAGCAGGUGGCGCAGGGCUCCGACCCGUCGCCCCGUACCAUGCCAGUGCGGCCAGAGCAGCUGUCGUCACCGCCCGUAAAUGUGCCGGUCAUGUCUGCGACGUGGUCGCUGCCGUCACAGCAGUCGGCAGCAGGGCAAAACUAUGUCUUUUCCCAGCAACAGCAACAGCAACAGCAAGCGCGGCAGUCUCUAACCGGCCCGACAUCGGCGGCAUCUGGCUAUAUCUCGCCCCGACAGUCCCAGAGCAGCAACACGACGGCUUCGACGGCCAGCUCGACCAACGGGUCCGUGUUCAGCUUCGACUCGUACCUCAACGGACUCAGCAACCAGCUGCGCGACUCGUCUCUAGACCCAAUCAGCCCCGUGGCGGGACCGACCACCGCGGUGGCUGCAAGCCCCAACUCGCCAGCCAGCCCGCAACCGCAGCUCUUGGCAUCCUUCGCGUCUGGAUCCCAACAGCAACAGCCACAACAGCCACAGCAGCCGCUGCAGUCGGAGAUGAGGCCACCGCCAAUACCGUUGAACGUGCCGCAAGCGCAACUCGAUGAGCAGCCGGGCCUGGAGCCAAUUCAUCCGGUUGUCGACAUUGACCAGGGCUUGAUCCCAGUCGACAGCUCGAACAGCGAAGGUCUUGCUGGCGGUGCCAACGAGGAGCGUGUCGUACAACGCCGGACGGCGGACUGCAAAAUUGGCCCUGGCAGCUCGUACCAUCUUCUCAAGGGCUUCUGUGAAGGUGCCAGGGAGGUGCAACGCGGCCACGCCGGUGUGCGGCAGAUUAAGAAGCUGUCAUACAGCGGAGCAGGCGCGUAUGCCGCCAAAUGCACACACUGUCUCUACGAGUUGCAGUGGUCUGAGGUCGACAAGGACCGCCAGAAUUUGCCAAAUGCCAACUACCGUAUGCAUGGCAUCGGCUUCCGUCUGCGGUUUUUGUCGAAAUGCCAUCUCCCGGCCAAGCAGGUGGACGACCCGCUGUAUGCGUGCAUCUUUUGUCUUCAAGAGGGCCGGACGCUCGAAGAGAGCGACGCCACCGUCUUCUUCACGCAGGGCCAGCUGUUUUCGCACCUGGCGCGCCACCCGCGGCCGCUGCCCGAGGUGUCGGGGGUCACGGUCAUUGACGGCCCCGAGCGGCCCGAGCCAUACCGCAAUGACUAUGACCUGCACUUUACCACACCGCCCGUGCCGUCGGAACUCGACGGCAUCCGCCGCGAACUGCUGCAGCUGCCGACCGCCGUGGCCACUGAGACGUUCCGCAAAGCCCACAACGCGCUGCGGCGGCCGUUUGACGGCGCCGUGCCCAUCCAGUUCCCCGUCGGGUCCAAGAUUGUCGGCGUCGAGUUCCCGGCCAAGUACAAGGGCGAGUGGGCCGUGGGGUGGUUCGACAACGUGCGCGGCCCUUUCCCGGUGGAGCACAUCCGGUUGGACCCGCCGCCGCGCAGCGAGAUCCGCACGCAGGGCACGAGCGCGCUGCGGGCGACGGCGCGGUGGAAGUGGGCGUCGUCGAGCGCGUACCGGAACUCGGAGUGGCUCAAGCUGGACCGCAACGAGACGGUGACCAACAUCAUCUGGUCGCACCCAGAGCACUGGUGCUGGGCGGGCACGAACGCGCGCGGCAAAUGGGGCUACUUCCCGCAGUCGCACAUUGAGCCCAACUCGCUCAACGAAGGCCCACCGCAGGGCAGUGAUGCGGCGAGCAUCCUCAGCCAAGAGCGGGGCGGCGGCUUCUUGUCGCGGCUGCGCAGCCACAAUGCCCACAACAACAGCAGCAGCAGUGCCACUUCGGCCAAGCGGCCGGUCAGCAUUGCGAGCCAGUCGACAUCGUCAACCCGGUGA
Molecule: messenger RNA, 3039 nt
Organism: Sporothrix schenckii 1099-18
Lineage: Eukaryota; Fungi; Ascomycota; Sordariomycetes; Ophiostomatales; Ophiostomataceae
Exons: 4
Coding region: 1-3039 (1012 amino acids)
Molecular function (GO): protein binding
Source: RefSeq, a predicted model, not a curated record